AUGAAGACUACAUUGCCCUCCUACUUUGGACCGUUGCCUGUCGGUUCGUUUGUGUUCGAGCUGAGUGUGCCAUCGGAACUCCGUUUAAAAUUUGACACAAUUGAACCCAUGGAGACGUUAAAAGCUCGCAUUUUUUAUCCCAUCGAUCCCAACCAACCACAUUCUACGCGUGACGAUGAGUACUGGUCGUGCUUCCGCGAGGGAAUGCCUGCAGAAUCAAAGGGCAUUCGUCGCAUGGCUUUUCAUUUAUGUUCCUUGUAUUUUGCCAAUACGACUCUCCCUAUUUACGAUGGUCAAUUAUGCUUGCCGGCGGAUAACGGGAAACUGCCCGUUGUUAUAUUCUCCCAUGGUUUGAUGGGCAACCGCAACAUAUACUCUACGCUUUGUGGAAGUCUUGCUGCUUAUGGUAUUGUCGUGGUCGCAAUGGAACAUCGUGACCACUCUGCAAUCAUAACAACAGUUCGUGACCCUGCCGUCGCAGAUGAGAAACCACACGUCAUUAACUAUCAUGACCUUGGUGACCUGUACUCUAAGAAGACUGAAGUCAAGCAACAACAUCGUCUCCUGUUUCGUUUGCGCGAAAUUCAGCUUGCCAUCCGGGCGUUACGUAACAUAAAUGAGAAAGGUGCUAUCUGGCCCGGCUCGCCAGUCGAAUUUUCUACAAGUGCAACACACUAUGAACCGGUUCUCCUUGCACUUCGCAACCGUUUGCAAGUGGGAAAAGGUGAAAUAAUGCUUGCUGGGCAUUCCUUCGGAGCAGCAACCUCUGUUUUCAUAUCCAGAUACGCCGAACCUUCUCCCAUUGAAGGUUACCCCACAAAAGAAGAUGUUAAAUGUCUCAUGCUUUAUGACAUAUGGAUGCUUCCCGUUGUGCAAUUAAACGUCUCCGCACUGGAACACAAAACCAUUAUUAUCAUUUCACAUGAGUUCCGAAACUGGACUGAAAAUUUCUCCGCUUUGCGUGAUUGGACACGCAUUGAUACACAACAAAAUGAAGAGAGUGGAGCUAUGAAACAGGAACGCCUUGCCACGAUAAAGGUUCCUCAUCUUUCUCGUCUAUUCAUCUUCCACGGCACCGCCCACAGCUCCCAAAGCGAUGUGCAUCUUGUCUCGCCGACACUGUUGAAGCGCAUAUUUCGUGUGAAUGUGGAGGCAGAUCCUAAUACUGCUAUGGACAUCAAUGUCCGUGCUUCUGUUCAGUUCCUUCGCGAAAAUGGCGUUCAAAACCUUCAUGGAAAGGAAGAACCUAAAGCUUUAGUGAGCGGAGCUGUCGCAGGAUGGGAGGAAAUUGUAUGA
Messenger RNA from Schizosaccharomyces japonicus yFS275, 1296 nucleotides. RefSeq names its product PAF family phospholipase A2. The record is from RefSeq and is a predicted model, not a curated record. The transcript has a single exon. The coding region runs from base 1 to 1296 and encodes 431 amino acids. NCBI's taxonomy places the organism in Eukaryota, Fungi, Ascomycota, Schizosaccharomycetes, Schizosaccharomycetales, Schizosaccharomycetaceae. Gene Ontology annotation, molecular function: 1-alkyl-2-acetylglycerophosphocholine esterase activity. Gene Ontology annotation, biological process: phospholipid catabolic process; cellular response to oxidative stress.